This is a messenger RNA of Syzygium oleosum, 2173 nucleotides long. RefSeq names its product FRIGIDA-like protein 3. The transcript is spliced from 4 exons. Bases 270 to 1949 code for a protein of 559 amino acids. The record is from RefSeq and is a predicted model, not a curated record. NCBI's taxonomy places the organism in Eukaryota, Viridiplantae, Streptophyta, Magnoliopsida, Myrtales, Myrtaceae.
CAGCUCGCUUUAACAAUACCUGCCUACUCAGGACACUCGUAAAGGCGUUGGGCCAUUCACUUCAGUCGGCACCCUCACCGGAACAGAGCCGACGGAGCUCCGCCGCCGCGCUAGCGACGGAAUGAUUCGCCGCGGGAUGUGAAGCGGCCGUCGUCUCCGGUCGACCCCCAGCUCAGUUUUCGGGGGGAAUCCGACUCUCCGACCAUCUUCUGCAACCCAAUUUGUAGGGUUUCAGCUUGCUCCCAAUUGCAUUUCCAGAGUUGCCCUCAAUGGCAGAAACCGAACCAGUUUCUGGAGAUGAUACUGUAACUUCCUUGAUAGAUCAGCUGAGCAAGGCACUUCUUGAACUGGAAGCCUGUAAGCGCGUUUCUGAGGAGAAAGUUGCAUGGAAUGAAAUUGAGGAGCACUUCCGCAACCUUGACGCUAUGUUCAGAAAAAAGUUUGAUGAGCUUGAGGUUAAAGAGAGAGAAAUUGCGGCGAAAACAGUUGAGACUGAGGCAAGUUUGGCAGAGAGAGAGGCGGCUAUUGCGGCAAAGGAACAGGAAAUGUUAGAUCGAGUGCAGGAGCUAAAAAAUGCUGCAGUUGCUGCUAUCAUAAAUUCACGCAUGAAUCACCGAGAAUCUAACGCUGAGGCAGCUGAUGAUGGCAAUAUCAAAGAUGGCAAGGUAAGUGGCCCUCUUAGCGAUGCAAGUACAAAAGAGGAUAUUUGUCCUAGUAACAUUGAUGAAGCUGAAGGCUUGACUGAUGUCAAGCCUUGUAUAGAGCUGAUACAAUUUUGUGAGCAGAUGGAUGCAAAAGGGCUUCUGAAUUUUACUUUGAAGAAGCAAAAUAACUUAAAUGCUAUUUUUCGGGAACUUUCUGUUGCUCUACGAUGUGCAACAGAUCCGGCCCGUUUGGUGCUGGACUCACUGGGGGGUUUUUACUCUCAAGAUGAGACAGACCAACCAGAAAAUAGGGGGGAUGCUGCCCUUCAGGGCAUGCAAAAAUCCUGUAUUACCUUUAUGGAAGCCAUGGCCACCUUUUUGGCGGGGGUUGAAUCAGGUGCUGAUCACCUUCUGAACCCUGAAAUAAAGCAGCAAGCCAAGGCAAUUGCUGAUGAGUGGAAGUUUAAGUUGUUUAGUGAUGGCACUAAUGCUGUCGAUGGGAAUGCAUUAGAAGCAGAAGCAUUUUUGCAGCUCCUCUCGACUUUUAAUAUUGCUUCAGAGUUUGAUGAAGCUGAACUCUGCAAGCUUGUUCCCGCAGUUGCUCACCUCAGGCAAGCUCCUGAGCUUUGCCGUUCUCUUGGGUUAACUGAAAAAGUUCCAGGUGUUGUUGAGUCUCUUAUCAAUAGUGGGCGGCAAAUCGAUGCCGUACAUCUUAUACAUGCUUUUCAGCUUACUGAAAGAUUUCACCCAGUGCCCCUCUUGAAGACAUACUUGAAGGACUUGAGGAGAAAUUCGCAGGGGGCAGGUGCAAAGUCGGAAGGUGCUGCUAUUGCAUCGAGUCAAGCAAAUGCACAAGAACUUGAGGCGCUCAAGGCUGUGAUCAAGUGUGUCAAAGAUUAUGGACUUGAGGCUAGUUACCAACUAGAUCCCCUCGAGAGAAGAGUCGCUCAAUUAGAGAAAGCAAAAUCCGACAAGAAAAGGGCUGGAGAGCACGGGGGGAAUCAAAAAUCCAAAAAGCCAAAGCCAAAUGGAGGAUUUUAUAAAUCUCGUGCUCCAGGAGCCAAUGCUAUUGGUAGGCAAGUUCCCGCCUUCAGCCAAAAUGCGCCGUACUUGGGGCCAGCGGUGAGGUUUGCACCAAAUUAUCAACUUCCGGGGCAGUCUGAGUAUGCUUAUCAAGCUAGUGAUCAAGGACUACAGCACACCCAUCAUGACAGGUUUGCAGCACCCUCUUACAACUCCACUGUGCCAAAAUAUGGUGCUCAUAUCCGUGGUGGUUUGCCGUCUUCACACCAGCCAUACUCGUGAUUACCGGAUUUAGCACCUGUUUGGUAGGUCUGGUGUUACUUAUGGUUUGACGGUCAGAGCUAACUUUGUAUUUGCGACGACACGAAAGUGUCUUUGAAAGCUCCUUUUGUAAUGCACAUGUGAUGGACCUCUGUAAAAGAAGGGAAAUCUAUCUUCUUUUUCUGGAUAUUACUCACAUUGAGAGGCAAGACUAGGCAAUCAUGGGAAAGAAACUCUGGGUUACA